AUGAAGGCGACGAGGUUGAUGGGCGCUGGUGGCCGGGCGACGGCAGGGCGUGCGGCGACUGUGGCGGUCACCCCUUGCUGGGGCAGUGGCGGCCAUAACCAAUGGCGGCGAUCAGCGCUCGCCACAACCGCUACCGCCACCACCUCGCGCGUGUCCCUCGAGAAGUCGACCAGCCACCAGGGCGUCGCCUUCCUCACCCUCACCAACGCGAGGGAGAGGAACGCGCUGUCGGUCGAGGCCCUCGAGGAGCUCAAGGCCACGCUGGCCGACGUCGAGUCGCACCGCAGCUUCGGCGACGUCCGUGUAGUGGUCCUGCGCGCCCAGGGUCCGGUCUUCAGCGCGGGCCACAACGUCAAAGAAAUGCGCGGCUCUGAGCGCGACCCGGCCUACUUUGCGCGCUGCUUCGCGCUGUGCUCGGAGGUCAUGCAGGCCGUGCGCGGGCUGCGCGUACCGGUCAUCGCCCAGGUCGACGGCCUGGCCACGGCUGCCGGCGCCCAGCUCGUCGCCAGCUGCGACCUGGUCGUCGCCUCCGAAGACUCGCACUUUGCCACGCCCGGUGUGAAGAUAGGGCUGUUCUGCACGACGCCGGCGGUGGCGCUCGGUCGCGCGAUCAACUCGGAGAAGAAGAUGAUGGAGAUGCUCCUCACGGGCGAGCCCAUCACCGCCCAGGAGGCCCACACCUAUGGGCUCGUGAACAAGGUGGUGCCCAAGGCGCAGAUCGAAGAGGCGACACUCGAGCUGGCGAAGAAGAUCGUGUCCUAUUCGCCGUCGGUGAUCGGCCUGGGCAAGAAGGCCUUCUACCAGCAGAUGGCCCAACCCGACAUCAGCCAGGCGUACAAGUUCGCCGAGGGCGUGAUGUGCGCGAACGCUGUGGCCGAAGACGCCUACGAGGGCAUGAGCGCCUUCGUAGAGAAGAGAAAGCCCACGUGGAAGCCCACGCACUGA
Messenger RNA from Acanthamoeba castellanii str. Neff, 945 nucleotides. RefSeq names its product enoylCoA hydratase. The record is from RefSeq and is a predicted model, not a curated record. NCBI's taxonomy places the organism in Eukaryota, Discosea, Longamoebia, Acanthamoebidae. The transcript has 5 exons. The coding region runs from base 1 to 945 and encodes 314 amino acids. Gene Ontology annotation, molecular function: hydro-lyase activity. Gene Ontology annotation, cellular component: mitochondrion.